Molecule: messenger RNA, 837 nt
Organism: Fusarium falciforme
Lineage: Eukaryota; Fungi; Ascomycota; Sordariomycetes; Hypocreales; Nectriaceae
Product: Copper-fist domain-containing protein
Exons: 2
Coding region: 1-837 (278 amino acids)
Biological process (GO): positive regulation of transcription by RNA polymerase II; intracellular copper ion homeostasis; intracellular iron ion homeostasis
Cellular component (GO): nucleus
Molecular function (GO): RNA polymerase II cis-regulatory region sequence-specific DNA binding; copper ion binding; DNA-binding transcription factor activity, RNA polymerase II-specific
Source: RefSeq, a predicted model, not a curated record
AUGAUCACAAACGGGGAAAAGUACGCCUGCGAGAGCUGUAUUCGCGGCCACCGUGUCGCCCAGUGCCAGCAUACGGGUGAGUACAUCAUCAAUGGCUCUUCAAGACGUGCAUGGCUGAUACUGACGCGUGCAGAUCGCCCGCUUCAAAGAGUCGGAAAAAAGGGCCGCCCGGUAUCGCAGUGCAAUCACUGUCGCACUCUUCGAACCUCAAGAUCAGUUCAUACAAAUUGCAAAUGCGGCUCGGCUUCUCGUCAGGCCACGCUCAAGCAGUUCGGCCAAGAGCGAUGCCUCUGCUGUGAGGGCGGCGACUGCACGUGCGCCUACAAGACUGGUCAGAAGAAGCACUGCGGGUCAUCUACAUCCUCACCUUCAGUAAUCUCCAGUCAAAGAAGUCCUGAGAUGGCCCUCAGCCCUCAUCUAGCACACGCAACACCGCUUUUCCCGAUAGCUCGGGAUAUUCCCGGCAGCGACGGCACAUGUUCCGCACCAGCCUAUGUUGCCCUGAAUAGCGACCAUCCCGACCCGGUCCAUAACACGUACACGACGCCACCAGACAAUGUUACCCAUCUUGUGACAUCUGAAACACCAGACUGGCUCGGGGCUUUGGAUGCAGUUCUUGGGCCAAUAUCAGACGAACCGUCGCAAUGCCACAUGCAGGACUUCCAUGAUCCAUUAUUAUCAAUGGAUCCUUUCUCUCUGGCUCAUGUCUGGGGCGAUCUGCCACAAUCCGAACAGCCCGACAAUCUAGAUUCGGUUCCUACAUUUGACACGGACUUGCCCUCGUUUCCUUUUGACCACCAUGAGGACCAUCGAGAGAGCUUUGACUACGGAUUAUGA